AUGCGCUCUCAAUCCCAUCAGAGCGGAAAUUAUCCCAGGCGCUCUCUAUCCCAGACUUCGGCUACAACUAGCUCCUCACGUAGCACCCAGCGCUCCGACGAAAAAAAACAUCAUCGUCUUUCCAACCCUCUGACCUCUAAAUUAUUUCGGCCAGACUCCAAGUCGCCUGCUGCGAUCAACAUUCCCAAGAAUAGGCAGUCCGCAGACGCACACUACAUUCCCCGCAGCAAUCCUGACGCUGCCUACUUUGGCCAGGAGCACAGUUCCACCAGUCCAGUCAAAAUGUCUCCUGAACCUUCAUCCCCGACAUCACCUACAUCACCUCAGUCUCCCAAGCCGGACUUCGGGAAACGACCUCCUACUCCAACCCGCAAGAACAGUGAUGACUACCGUCGCUACAGUGGUACAGUCAACCACUACGGUCGCCAUUCAAAUGACUGGCUUUUCGGCGGCUUCAGCGUGCGCGAUACUGUCCGCGAUGGCAUCGAUAAGCUACGUCACCACGACAAGGACGAUUGA
Messenger RNA from Penicillium angulare, 519 nucleotides. RefSeq lists its product as uncharacterized. Lineage: Eukaryota; Fungi; Ascomycota; Eurotiomycetes; Eurotiales; Aspergillaceae. The transcript has a single exon. The record is from RefSeq and is a predicted model, not a curated record. Bases 1 to 519 code for a protein of 172 amino acids.